UUAAAAAUAAAAAUGUCUGCUGAGGAUAAAAUUUGUGAAAAUAUAUUUAAAUAUAUCGAAUCAAACAAAAAUUUAUGGAUUGAACGUUUACGUGAGGCUGUUGCAAUUCCAAGUGUUUCUGCAACUGCUGAACACCGACAGGAUGUCUUUAAAAUGAUUGAAUGGACUGAAAAAAUGAUGACAAAACUUGGAAUUUCUUGUAAACAAAUAGAAAACAGUACCCAAACAUUGCCUGACGGAACAACAAUUCCCCUUCCUCCAGUUCUUUUUGGGACUUUGGGGAAGGACAAAAAUAAGAAGACUUUGCUUAUUUAUGGACAUUUGGAUGUUCAACCAGCCAAUUUUGAUGACGGAUGGAAUACCGAACCUUUUAAAUUAACCGAAAUUGAUGGGAAAUUAUUUGGACGAGGUUCUACAGACGAUAAGGGUCCAGUACUUGGAUGGCUUAAUGUUAUUGAAAGUUUACAAAAAUUGGGAAUUGAAAUUCCGAUUAAUUUAAAAUUUUGUUUUGAAGGAAUGGAGGAAAGUGGCUCUUUGGGAUUAGACACAAUUUUAAAUAAAUAUAAAAAAGAAUUUUUGGAAGAUGUUGACUUUACUUGUAUUUCUGAUAAUUAUUGGCUUGGAAAGGAAAAACCUUGUAUUACUUAUGGACUUAGAGGAAUCUGUUCCUAUCAAGUAGAGGUUACUUCUCCAAAACAAGAUUUACAUUCUGGGACUUAUGGAGGGGCAAUACACGAACCAAUGAUUGAUCUUUGCUGGAUUUUGAGUCAAUUAACUGACAAUAAUGGCAAUAUUCUUAUAAGUGGAUUGGAUAAAAUGGUGGCAGAAUUGACAAAAGAAGAGUCUGAGCUUUAUGACAAGAUUACAUCAUUUGACAUGGAGGCAUUUCAAAAGGAUAUUGGAGUUGGCAAGUUAACUUCAACAAAUCCAAAAGAAAUUUUAAUGCGUAGAUGGCGUCAACCUUCACUUUCUGUUCACGGUAUUGAGGGGGCUUUUUAUGGGAAAGGAACAAAAACUGUUAUACCAGCUAAAGUUAUUGGAAAAUUCAGCAUUCGACUCGUGCCAGAUAUGUUUCCAGCCGAAGUAGAUAAAGUUGUGAUUGCUCAUUUGACUAAAAUCUUUGCUGAAAGAAAUACUGCCAACAAAAUUAGAGUAAUUCCUAGCGGCGGUGCUUUGGCUUGGUUGGGUGAUUUUAGACAUGCACAUUAUAAAGCUGGGGCUAAUGCUGUUAAAAAAGGUUUUUUGAAAAGUGAUUUUUUUAUUUCUGAUUUUUUUAAAGUUUAUGGAGUUGAGCCUGAUUUUACUAGAGAAGGUGGAAGUAUUCCUGUUACUUUGACAUUCCAAAAUAUUACUGGAAAGAAUGUUAUGCUUUUGCCUAUGGGACGUUCUGAUGAUAUGGCACAUUCACAGAAUGAAAAAUUGGAUGUCUACAAUUACAUAAAUGGAAUGAAAAUGUUUGCGGCUUAUUUCUUUGAAUGCGCGAAGAUUUAAAUAAAUAAAUUAUUUUAAAUUAUAGAAGAUAUUUUUAAAGACUAAAAGUAUAUUUUUAAUUUAAUUUCGUGUAGACUACUUAUCAAUUUUCAAAUGGAUUGUACAAAUUACAAAUUGGAAAUGAAUAUUUGUACUAUUUUUAUACCAACAAAACAUUGGAGAAUCUCUUGCAGGUUCUUUAGAAAAUAUAAUCCAUAAUUUACACAACCAAUUUGGUAACCUAUCAUCCUACAUCUGAAAAUAAUAAAAUACCGUUUAAGAAUCUUAAAAAUGCUCAUUUUAAAGCUAAUCCAUCUGC
Messenger RNA from Meloidogyne enterolobii, 1789 nucleotides. The record is from the annotation of a GenBank genome assembly. NCBI's taxonomy places the organism in Eukaryota, Metazoa, Nematoda, Chromadorea, Rhabditida, Meloidogynidae.